AUGACUGAUGCUUUCCCCAGUGCCCUGGUAGGGCCAUCCUCCAAAGAAAGAAAGUAUGAUCGCCAGCUGCGCUUGUGGGCGGCUAGCGGACAGCAAGCUCUGGAAGAGUCCCGGGUCCUUUUGAUCAACUCCGAUGGUCCCUGGGGAAACCAGAGCACUGGCGCUUCGGGGGUGGUGGGCGUCGAGGCACUCAAGAACCUUGUGCUUCCGGGUAUUGGUGGUUUUACGAUUGUGGACCCAGCAGUUGUCACUAAGCCUGAUCUUGGGGUGAACUUCUUUCUCGAGGAAGAGAGUCUGGGGAAAUUCAGGGCCGAAGAAACGUGUCGGUUGUUGAGGGAACUGAAUCCCGACGUGGAAGGAAGCUUUCGUUCAAAGACAAUCGCAGAGGUUCUGCAGCAGGAGCCUGAUUUCCUUACGCAGCACAAGCUAGUCUUGGUAACCGGGCCGAUGAAGCGAUCAUCGCUUGAGACUGUUUGCAAGACUGCCAAGGCAUUGAAUAUCCCAGUGCUAUAUACACACUCUGUUGGAUUCUACUCCGUCUUUUCCCUUCAGCUCCCUGCAGAGUUUCCCAUAGUAGAGACUCAUCCAGAUCCAGAAUCGACUCAGGACCUUCGUUUACUCAAUCCAUGGCCGGAACUAGCAGCUGCCGCCGGCAGCAUUGGCAACUUGGAAAGUAUGGAGGAUCAUCAGCACGGCCACGUCCCAUAUGUUCUCUUGCUACUUCACUACUUAGAGAAGUGGAAACGAGCCCAUGAUGGCAAUGCGCCUUCCAACUACAAGGAGAAAUCCGAGUUCCGGGAGCUCGUUCGAGCUAGUGCGAGAACAAAUACCCCGGAGGGCGGCGAAGAGAAUUAUGACGAAGCAGUAGCCGCCGUGCUGAAAUCUCUAAAUCCCUUCAGCUUGCGCGGUCCCAUCCGUGAAAUCUUUGAGUCAGGCCAGUGCAAGAAUCUCCAGCAGGACUCGGCUGAUUUCUGGGUCAUUGCGUCGGCUGUCCAUGAGUUUUAUCAAACCCACCAAGUGCUCCCUCUGCCGGGUUCGUUACCGGAUAUGAAAGCGCAAUCGGCCGACUACGUUUCGCUUCAAAAUAUCUACAAGUCCAAGGCAAGACAGGAUGUGGAGGAAGUGAUAGCAACAGUGAGAAGGCUGGAAGCCCAGCUGGGACCGCGGCUGGCCGCCAUCCCAGAAAAAGAGAUCGAAAUCUUCUGCAAAAACGCUGCCCACAUCAAGGUUAUUCAUGGACGUGAUAUUCCUCACGUAGAGGAGGCCCACACUCUGAAAACAAUAACCAACAGUCUGAGCUCUUCUGAAUCGCUCAUUCCAAUUUUUAUUGCUUGCCAGGUUCUGGACCGGGUUGUGACGCAGAUUCAAGAAGGGAACGUUGCCGAGACGUCUCUGGAUGCCGAUAUCCUGUGGGAUACCCAAAUCCACCAAGUCAUCGGUGAUCUUUCGUCAAACAACCCUGGUGCUGUUGGUGAAGGUGCACGAGAGAGAAUCCUGGAGGCUACACAAGAAUUAAGACGCACGGAGGGUGGAGAGUUACACAACAUCUCUGCUCUUACAGGAGGACUUGUGGCACAGGAGGCGCUUAAGGUGAUGACACGGCAGUAUGUGCCCUUGGACAAUACCUGUAUAUUUGAUGGAGUGUACAGUCGUAGCGAGAUGUAUAGACUGUGA
Messenger RNA from Aspergillus clavatus NRRL 1, 1674 nucleotides. RefSeq names its product NEDD8-activating enzyme E1 regulatory subunit. Gene Ontology annotation, molecular function: NEDD8 activating enzyme activity. The transcript has 2 exons. Gene Ontology annotation, biological process: protein neddylation. Gene Ontology annotation, cellular component: cytoplasm. NCBI's taxonomy places the organism in Eukaryota, Fungi, Ascomycota, Eurotiomycetes, Eurotiales, Aspergillaceae. Bases 1 to 1674 code for a protein of 557 amino acids. The record is from RefSeq and is a predicted model, not a curated record.